This is a messenger RNA of Daphnia magna, 3042 nucleotides long. RefSeq names its product kinesin-like protein KIF3B. Gene Ontology annotation, biological process: microtubule-based movement. The record is from RefSeq and is a predicted model, not a curated record. The transcript is spliced from 11 exons. Gene Ontology annotation, molecular function: microtubule motor activity; microtubule binding; ATP binding. The coding region runs from base 250 to 2508 and encodes 752 amino acids. NCBI's taxonomy places the organism in Eukaryota, Metazoa, Arthropoda, Branchiopoda, Diplostraca, Daphniidae.
CGCUCGCGCUAGUUGCUAGAAUAUUAAUAGUUCCGCACAUCCAUUGCUUAGGCAACAACAACAACAAAACUGCGCGGAAGUGAAUGUAUCGAGUCGGCUUGUUCCCUCACCGACUCCGUCGUCCAUCCCACACACCCUUAUCAAUUUGCAAAAUGAAUUGAUUUACGAGAGAUGUCGUGCCGGCUGUCGGAAUAAGCUGUCCUUUCGGCUUGCAUGUAGCAAAUACAGAAAUUUAGUCAAAUUAAAAAAAUGAGUGCAGAAACGGUUAAGGUGAUUGUCCGGUGCAGACCCAUGAACGAAAAAGAAACAUCCGAAAAUUAUGAAGGAAUUGUAAAUGUGCUACCAAAAUGUGGUGCUAUUGAAAUCCUAACACCUACAAAACCACAGACCUCAAGGGAAUUUACUUUUGAUUGUGUUUAUGACUCAACCUCAAACCAAAAAGCUCUCUACGAUGAAUCUUUCAAACCUCUGGUUGAUUCAGUGCUUCAGGGUUAUAAUGGGACAAUCUUUGCUUAUGGUCAAACAGGAACAGGUAAAACAUACACCAUGGAAGGUGUUGCAAAAGAUCCUGAUAAGCAAGGUGUUAUUCCACGCUCAUUUGAGCAUAUAUUUAAUCAUAUUGCUCAGUCUCAUGACCGACAGUAUUUGGUCAGAGCAUCCUAUUUGGAAAUUUAUAAGGAACAAAUCAGAGAUUUGGUAUCGAAAGAUCCUAAAAAACGACUUGAGCUAAAGGAAAAUUCUGAUACUGGAGUAUUUGUCAAGGACCUUUCGUCUUUUGUUUGCAAAAGCGUGGUUGAAAUCGAACACGUAAUGAAUGUUGGCAACGUUAACCGCUCCACUGGUGCUACUAAUAUGAACGAGCAUAGCAGCCGGUCUCAUGCUAUUUUCAUGAUAACAGUUGAGUCCUGUGACGUUGGACAAAGUGAAGAAAACCACAUCGUGGUUGGAAAGUUAAAUCUUGUCGAUUUGGCUGGCAGCGAGCGACAGACCAAAACGGGGGCAUCUGGUGAUAGACUUAAAGAAGCAAGUAAGAUAAACUUAUCACUGUCAGCCUUGGGCAACGUAAUUUCCGCCUUGGUCGAUGGCAAAAACGGUCACGUCCCUUAUCGGGAUUCCAAGUUGACACGUCUUCUACAAGACUCCUUGGGUGGUAAUUCGCGGACAGUUAUGGUGGCUAAUAUCGGCCCAGCUUCGUAUAAUUAUGAAGAGACGCUGACAACACUUCGUUACGCCAGUCGAGCAAAGCACAUACGUAACAAACCGCAAAUCAACGAAGAUCCUAAAGACGCUCUUCUUCGUAGCUUUCAACAAGAGAUAGCACGUCUGAAGGCCUCCUUAAUUAAUAAAAAAACCAAGCCAAAAAAAAAGGGUGAGGGAGGAUUACACGAUGUAUUGAAAUCUUCUGAUGAGUGGGGUGAUGAUACGGAAGCUGAAUUGGAACAAGAAAGGAAGGAUAUUCUCAAUAACAGUAGCCUCAUAGCCGAGGAGAGAGAUCAACUUCUUAAGACGCUGCAGAAUAAACAAGAAGAACUGCGUAACAAACGAGAGAAUCAAGAACAACUUGCAUCGAGAAUUGAGGCACUCGAGAGCAAAUUAUUGACUGGCCAUAUAGGCGUCACGUCCGAAAACGGAACGAUCGAAGAUGUCACAAAGAAGCAACAGCAAACGCUGGAAGCCCACCGCCAAGAGAUUAUAGAACGAGAGAGGCAAGAACGAGAAAUACGCCAGAAGCUGGAAAGUCAAGACGAGGAGGUAAUCGAUUUCAAAGAGAACUUCAGUUCGCUUCAACAGGAGAUCGAUUACAAGACAAGAAAAUUGCGCAAAAUGUACGCUCGCUGGCAGAGCGUCCGUCAGGAAAUGAGCGAUCUUGGUGACGAAUUUAACCGACAACGUCGUGAACUAGAAGAAACACAAGAAGUUCUAAUGAAAGAGCUCAGGCUAAAACAACUAAUAGUCAGCCACUUCGUGCCUCCAGAAUUCCGACGCCAGAUUACAUCACGUUUGCGCUAUGAAGAGGAUGACGAAAAAUGGAUGUUGAGCUCAGCAACGGAGAUGCCUCUGUUGCCCAGAAGCUGCGCCUCAAAGUUUGAAUUACGACCAACGUCGGAUUUCGAAAAAUUGGCUCGUUCAACCGAAGACUCUUCGUCGUUUGGCAGAUUUAAAUGCGAGAAUAUUUUCAUGCUGAGCCUGGACAUUCCCCAGCGAACCACCAAGGAAUAUGAGGGACCGGAGAUUUCUCCGACAUUACAAGCGGCGUUGACCCAGGCACUGCAGUGUCAGAGUCACGCGAUGGAGGUCCAGUCGUCCAAGUACAAACCAGUGGACAUUCACUCAUUCUUGAAAUCGGCAUGCCGUCGCAAAAUGCAGCUGAUACAGCGUCCGAGAUCGCGCAAUUCGGCCAAAUUCAACAAUUCGCCAUCGCAUAAGCGUUACCCCCAAGGCCAUGCGCCGGAUGGAACCAUAACAGCCGCACCGUAUCCCAAAUCACGAGGUCUUGUACCAAAGUAACCAAAGUAGAGAACCCGAUUGCCAUCCACUUCUUGGUCCACACCUUACCAAGACGAUGGCCUCGUCCUUUACCAGGUAGUUUGUUGCGUAAGUUGGAUUUGGAGAGUAGGCGAAAGCGUUCACUCCUCAUCGGCUGUAAUCCCAAACGUCACAUCAACGCUCUGACCUUCCUGGAUUUGGUUUAUUUCGUCUGCCUUUGUCACAUUGCCUUCUGCAUCUGCCGAGCUGUCAUCGAUCUUUUGCCAUUCUGAGAAGUUUUUUUUCCCUUUUUUUUUUACGGAAAUUUUUUUUUUUUACGAUGACGAUCUCCUCAUUGCAGUUGUCACAUGCUAGUCGAUCGGCAGCUGUCCCCUCUCCCAAUCUCAGUUUUCAACAUCACCCUCCUUGGUUCCAUUCGGCGUUAAACUCGCAAUCCUUUUACUUUGUUUUUGAUCAUUUGGUUAGAUUUUUUUAUUCGUUAACACAGUUAUUGAUGUUGUGAGUAGUUGUAUUAUCUUAUGUUAAUUGGUUUAAAAAUAGAUGGAUAACACCGGA